Molecule: messenger RNA, 642 nt
Organism: Ambispora leptoticha
Lineage: Eukaryota; Fungi; Glomeromycota; Glomeromycetes; Archaeosporales; Ambisporaceae
Source: the annotation of a GenBank genome assembly
AUGCCUAGGCGAUUCUCCGAAUCAUGCCUCUUCGAGCCUACAGAAGAUGUUUCGCAUUCUCCAAAUAAUGAAGCUUCCGCUUCUCAAGCCCAAAACUCAUAUUCGGAUAGCUCGCCAAAAUCUCAUAAAUUACGCAUCAAACAAAUUUCAGAAUCGCAAUCUAUUCCUAACACUCCUAAUUUACCUGAAGAAUCAUCAGAACAAAAUACAGACUUACAGAAAACAAAAAUCCCUGAAAUAGACGUACAGCCGUUGAUAGAAGAAUUAAGAAUAGAACCUUUAGUGGAAGAUACCGUUAAAGUUGUUAAUGUUGAUAAAAUUUCUACAGAUAAGCAAUCACUCGCAAUCGAAUUGGUCCAUCUAUUUGAAAAAAUAAGCUUGGCAGAAAAUAAUACUAAACGAGCCAAGGUGGAAGAAAUUACGAGCUGGUACCAAUAUAGAAAGCAUUUCGAAAAAAGACUUGAUGAUAUCUUACCCGAAAACCAAAGAAAUGAUAAGAGAGCCUAUGAUUUAGCAAACGAAGAAAUACCCGAUUCAGAAGUAUCAGAGUUAGUAUCUGAUUCCGAUUCUAUAAUAGAAUACUUGACCUUAUUUUUCUUGCUUUUAUUUUGCUGUAAGCGGGAAUUAGAAGAACCCGACUGA